Messenger RNA from Dracunculus medinensis (Guinea worm), 588 nucleotides. NCBI's taxonomy places the organism in Eukaryota, Metazoa, Nematoda, Chromadorea, Rhabditida, Dracunculidae. The record is from the annotation of a GenBank genome assembly.
UUGUUUUUUAAGGGAUUUGAUCAGUGUCCAAUAAAUUCUCAUAAAUACAUUACUGAUUUCGAAUGCACUGGAACAGAGAAAAGACUCAUUCAUGAGUCAAUGUUAUCUUUUUAUUCUGGACAUUCAGCAUUCAGCUUUUAUGUGGCAUGUUUUACUUCACUUUAUUUACAAGCUCGGCUAUAUAAACCAGUCUUUAGUCGAUUAUUUCUUCCUGUCGUUCAGUUUGCUUUGUUCGGUUGUGCAGCUUUUGUAGCAUAUACGAGAGUUAGUAAUUAUAAACAUCACUGGUCGGAUGUUUUAAUUGGAUGUUUCGUUGGAUCCAUAAUUGGUAUCAUUGUGGCUGUAUUUGUUGCUGAAGUGUUUAAUCGUCGUGAGAUUCCACUCUGCGAUGAAAAUCGACGACAAGAACCAUUCGGCUUGAUACCUUCUACGAAAGCACCAACUGCAGAUGUUGAAAGUGGAUUACACCCUAUCGACGAUAAUGGUAGGCCUAUUAAUGCGGCACGUACUAUAAUGGUAACACAGGAAUAUUCAUCAAAUCAUCCUCACCAAAUCGAUAGUCAACCACUUCAGAGCCAAAAUGUGUAA